AUGUUCAGUAUGAAGUGGUGGGGCGGUGGCAAUAGCAAGAAGGAGAACACAACAUCGGCAAUUGUAACGAUGCGUGCUCAUUUGGAGUCACUGCAGAAGCGCGAAGUGUGGCUCGAAGGCAAACGAGAUGAGCAGGAUGCGGUUGCUCGGAAGAUGGUGACGUCCAACAAAGCGGCUGCGCGCGCUGCUCUCCGCCGCAAGAAGCAGUACGAAACAGAAAUAGAAAAGCUGCAGGGCCAAAUGGUCUCGCUGGAGCAGCAGCUUGCCGCUGUGGAGGGCGCCAAUCUUAACUACGAGACCAUGAAGGUUAUGCAGCAGGGUGCGGCCGCCCUCAAAGGCAUUCACAACGGCAUGGACAUGGACAAACUCGACACAACUAUGGAUGACAUCAGAGACCAGGUGGCGCUCAAUGAGGAGAUUUCGGACGCCAUCUCGCGACCUCUUCAGGAGACUGACGACGCAGAACUCGAGGAGGAGCUCGAACUGCUCGAACAGGAGACUGUGGACGCCCAUAUGGUUGCGGCAGGGCGGGUCCCGGCUGCUCCCAGUGCCCCCUUGUCUGCACCGGAGACCUCUGUCGACGAGGUCGAAGACGAAGACGAGGAAGAAGUUCUUCGCCAGCUCCAGGCGGAAAUGGCAAUGUAA
Molecule: messenger RNA, 645 nt
Organism: Wickerhamiella sorbophila
Lineage: Eukaryota; Fungi; Ascomycota; Dipodascomycetes; Dipodascales; Trichomonascaceae
Product: Vacuolar-sorting protein SNF7
Exons: 1
Coding region: 1-645 (214 amino acids)
Biological process (GO): vesicle budding from membrane; late endosome to vacuole transport via multivesicular body sorting pathway
Cellular component (GO): cytoplasmic side of plasma membrane; ESCRT III complex; multivesicular body
Source: RefSeq, a predicted model, not a curated record